This is a messenger RNA of Molossus molossus (Pallas's mastiff bat), 6686 nucleotides long. RefSeq names its product myosin heavy chain 14 (gene MYH14). Gene Ontology annotation, cellular component: myosin complex. Gene Ontology annotation, molecular function: cytoskeletal motor activity; actin filament binding; ATP binding. The record is from RefSeq and is a predicted model, not a curated record. The transcript is spliced from 42 exons. Lineage: Eukaryota; Metazoa; Chordata; Mammalia; Chiroptera; Molossidae. Bases 92 to 6112 code for a protein of 2006 amino acids.
UAGCCUCACCUGAGAGCUCUGAAGGGAACUGGGGAUUCCGCUGACCCCUCCCCAUCUUUCCACUUCCUGCGCCAGCCGGCGCCCCCAGACCAUGGCAGCAGUGACCAUGACGGUGCCCAGGCGGAAGGUGGCUCCCAGGCCGGGCCCGGUGCCCGAGGCGGCCCAGCCGUUCCUGUUCACACCGCGUGGGCCAGGUGUGGGUGCUGGGCCUGGGGGCUCGGCCACCUCCCCGCAGGUGGAGUGGACCGCUCGGCGCCUGGUGUGGGUGCCUUCGGAGCUGCACGGCUUCGAGGCGGCGGCGCUGCGAGAUGAGGGCGAGGAGGAGGCCGAGGUGGAGCUGGCGGAGAGCGGGCGACGGCUGCGGCUGCCCCGGGACCAGAUCCAGCGCAUGAACCCGCCCAAGUUCAGCAAGGCCGAGGACAUGGCGGAGCUGACCUGCCUCAACGAGGCCUCGGUGCUGCACAACCUCCGCGAGCGCUACUACUCCGGCCUCAUCUACACGUACUCUGGCCUUUUCUGUGUGGUCAUCAACCCGUACAAGCAGCUCCCCAUCUACACGGAGGCGAUUGUGGAGAUGUACCGAGGCAAGAAGCGCCACGAAGUGCCACCCCACGUAUACGCAGUGACCGAGGGGGCCUACCGAAGCAUGCUCCAGGAUCGUGAGGAUCAGUCCAUUCUCUGCACUGGGGAGUCUGGAGCCGGGAAGACAGAAAACACCAAGAAGGUCAUCCAGUACCUUGCCCACGUUGCAUCAUCGCCGAAGGGCAGGAAGGAGCCAGGCGUACCGGCCUCCGCCAGCACCAUGUCUUAUGGUGAGCUGGAGCGGCAGCUUCUUCAGGCCAACCCCAUCCUGGAGGCCUUCGGCAACGCCAAGACAGUGAAGAAUGACAACUCCUCCCGAUUUGGCAAAUUCAUCCGCAUCAACUUUGACGUGGCUGGGUACAUCGUGGGUGCCAACAUCGAGACCUACCUGCUGGAGAAGUCGCGGGCCAUCCGUCAGGCCAAGGACGAGUGCAGCUUCCAUAUCUUCUACCAGCUGUUGGACGGCGCGGGAGAGCAGCUCAAGGCCGACCUGCUCCUGGAGCCAUGCUCCCAGUACCGCUUCCUCACCAAUGGGCCGGCGUCCUCUCCGGGCCAGGAGCGGGAGCUCUUCCAGGAGACGCUGGAGUCCCUGCGGGUCCUGGGAUUCACCCACGAGGAAAUCACCUCCAUGCUGCGGAUGGUCUCGGCGGUGCUACAGUUUGGCAACAUCACCCUGAAGCGAGAACGGAACACGGAUCAGGCGUCCAUGCCUGACAACACAGCUGCCCAGAAGCUGUGCCGCCUGCUGGGACUGGGGGUCACAGAUUUCUCCCGCGCCCUGCUCACCCCCCGCAUCAAAGUUGGCCGAGACUACGUGCAGAAAGCACAGACCAAGGAGCAGGCUGACUUCGCGCUGGAGGCCCUGGCCAAGGCCACCUACGAGCGCCUCUUCCGCUGGCUGGUCCUGCGCCUCAACCGUGCCCUGGACCGCAGCCCCCGCCAGGGGGCCUCCUUCCUGGGCAUCCUGGAUAUCGCGGGCUUUGAGAUCUUCCAGCUGAACUCCUUCGAGCAGCUGUGCAUCAACUACACCAACGAGAAGCUGCAGCAGCUCUUCAACCACACCAUGUUCGUGCUGGAGCAGGAGGAGUACCAGCGCGAGGGCAUCCCCUGGACCUUCCUGGACUUCGGCCUCGACCUGCAGCCCUGCAUCGACCUCAUCGAGCGGCCGGCCAACCCCCCUGGACUCCUGGCCCUGCUGGACGAGGAGUGCUGGUUCCCAAAGGCCACGGACAAGUCCUUUGUAGAGAAGGUGGCCCAGGAGCAGGGUGGCCACCCCAAGUUCCAGCGGCCGAGGCACCUACGAGACCAGGCUGACUUCAGCGUCUUGCACUAUGCGGGCAAGGUCGACUACAAGGCCAAUGAAUGGUUGAUGAAAAACAUGGACCCUCUGAAUGACAACGUCGCAGCCCUGCUGCACCAGAGCACAGAUCGGCUAACGGCAGAGAUCUGGAAAGAUGUGGAGGGCAUCGUGGGGCUGGAGCAGGUGAGCAGCCUCGGGGAUGGCCCCCCGGGUGGCCGCCCCCGCCGGGGCAUGUUCCGAACAGUGGGACAGCUCUACAAGGAGUCCCUGAGCCGCCUCAUGGCCACGCUCAGCAACACCAACCCCAGCUUCGUCCGCUGCAUUGUCCCCAACCAUGAGAAGAGGGCUGGGAAGCUGGAGCCCAGGCUGGUGCUGGACCAGCUGCGCUGUAAUGGUGUCCUGGAAGGCAUCCGGAUCUGUCGCCAAGGCUUCCCCAACCGCAUCCUCUUCCAGGAGUUCCGGCAACGGUAUGAGAUCCUGACGCCCAAUGCCAUCCCCAAGGGCUUUAUGGAUGGGAAGCAGGCUUGUGAGAAGAUGAUCCAGGCCCUAGAAUUAGAUCCCAACCUCUACCGCGUGGGACAGAGUAAGAUUUUCUUCCGGGCGGGGGUCCUGGCCCAGCUGGAAGAGGAGCGGGACCUGAAGGUCACAGACAUCAUCGUGUCCUUCCAGGCAGCUGCCCGGGGCUACCUGGCUCGAAGGGCCUUCCAGAAGCGGCAGCAGCAGCAGAGCGCGCUGAGGGUGAUGCAGCGCAACUGUGCAGCUUACCUCAAGCUGAGACACUGGCAGUGGUGGCGGCUCUUCAUCAAGGUGAAGCCACUGCUGCAGGUAACGCGGCAGGAUGAGGUGCUGCAGGCGCGGGCUCAGGAGCUGCAGAAAGUGCAGGAGCUCCAGCAACAGAGUGCCCGCGAGGUGGGCGAGCUCCAGAGCCGCUUGACACAGCUGGAAGAGGAGCGUGGCCGCCUGGCAGAGCAACUUCGAGCAGAGGCCGAGCUGUGCGCCGAGGCGGAGGAGACCCGGGGGCGGCUGGCAGCCCGCAAGCAGGAGCUGGAGCUGGUGGUGUCGGAGCUGGAGGCCCGUGUGGGGGAGGAGGAGGAGUGCAGCCGCCAGCUGCAAAAUGAGAAGAAGAGACUGCAGCAACAUAUACAGGAGCUAGAGACCCACCUCGAGGCUGAGGAGGGGGCCCGGCAGAAGCUGCAGCUGGAGAAGGUGACGACGGAGGCAAAGCUGAAGAAAUUUGAGGAAGAUCUGCUGCUCCUGGAAGACCAGAACGCCAAGCUGAGCAAGGAGCGGAGGCUGCUGGAGGAGCGCCUGGCGGAGUUCUCAUCCCAGGCCGCAGAGGAGGAGGAGAAGGUCAAGAGUCUCAAUAAACUCCGACUGAAAUAUGAGGCCACCAUUGCAGACAUGGAGGACCGCCUUCGGAAGGAGGAGAAGGGCCGCCAGGAGCUGGAGAAGCUGAAGCGGCGGCUGGACGGGGAGAGCUCGGAGCUGCAGGAGCAGAUGGUGGAGCAGCAGCAGCGGGUGGAGGAGCUGCGGGCCCAGCUGGGCCGCAAGGAGGAGGAGCUGCAGGCUGCCUUGGCCAGGGUGGAGGAGGAGGGCGGGGCCCGGGCCCAGCUGCUCAAAUCCCUGCGGGAGGCGCAGGCAGGACUGUCGGAGGCCCAGGAAGACCUGGAGGCUGAGCGUCUGGCGAGGGCCAAGGCAGAGAAGCAGCGGCGGGACCUGGGCGAGGAGCUGGAGGCCCUGCGGGGCGAGCUGGAGGACACGCUGGACUCCACCAACGCACAGCAGGAGCUCCGGUCCAAGAGGGAACAGGAGGUGACGGAGUUGAAGAAGGCUUUGGAGGAGGAGACGCGCAUUCACGAGAUGGCGGUGCAGGAGCUGAGGCAGCGCCACAGCCAGGCGCUGGGAGAGAUGGCAGAACAGCUGGAGCAGGCUCGGAGGGGUAAAGGCGUGUGGGAGAAGACCCGGUUGGCUCUGGAGACUGAGGUGUCUGAGCUGCGGGCAGAGCUGAGUAACCUGCAGACCACACGUCAGGAGGGUGAGCAACGAAGGCGCCGCCUGGAGUCACAGCUGCAGGAGGUGCAGGGCCGGGCUGGUGAUGGGGAGCGGGCACGAGCGGAGGCUGCUGAGAAGCUGCAGCGAGCCCAGGUUGAACUCGAGAACGUGUCUGGGGCACUGAGUGAGGCCGAGUCCAGAGCCAUCAGGCUGAGCAAGGAGCUGAGCAGCACAGAGGCCCAGCUGCAUGACGCCCAGGAGCUACUGCAAGAGGAGACCAGGACGAAGUUGGCCUUGGGGUCCCGGGUUCGAGCCUUGGAGGCCGAGGUGGCAGGGCUGCGGGAGCAGCUGGAGGAGGAGGCGGCCGCCAGGGAGCGGGCGGGCCGUGAGCUACAGACUGCCCAGGUCCAGCUCUCAGAGUGGCGGAGGCGCCAGGAGGAGGAGGCGGGGGCCCUGGAGGCAGGGGAGGAGGCUCGGCGCCGGGCAGCCCGCGAGGCUGAGGCCCUGAUGCAGCGCCUGACAGAAAAGACGGAGGUGGUGGAGCGGCUGGAGAGGGGCCGCCGGCGGCUGCAGCAGGAGCUGGAUGACGCCAUCAUGGAUCUGGAGCAACAACGGCAGCUCGUGAGCACGCUGGAGAAGAAGCAGCGCAAAUUCGACCAGCUCCUGGCAGAAGAGAAGGCAGCUGUGCUGCGGGCAGUGGAGGAGCGUGAGAGGGUCGAGGCUGAGGGCCGGGAGCGUGAGGCUCGGGCUCUGUCACUGACCCGGGCACUGGAGGAGGAGCAGGAAGCGCGUGAGGAGCUGGAGCGGCAGAACCGGGCCCUACGGGCGGAGCUGGAGGCACUGCUGAGCAGCAAGGAUGACGUCGGCAAGAGCGUACACGAGCUGGAGCGAGCCCGCCGGGCAGCGGAACAGGCAGCCGGUGACCUGCGAACGCAGGUGACAGAGCUGGAGGACGAGCUGACGGCAGCCGAGGAUGCCAAGCUGCGCCUGGAAGUGACCGUGCAGGCUCUCAAGGCCCAGCACGAGCGAGACCUGCAGGGCCGAGAUGAGGCUGGUGAAGAGAGGCGGCGGCAGCUGGCCAAGCAGUUGCGGGAUGCGGAGGUGGAGCGGGACGAGGAGCGCAAGCAGCGCGCCCUGGCGGUGGCUGCCCGCAAGAAGCUGGAGGCGGAGCUGGAGGAAUUGAAGGCCCAGACCUCCGCCGCCGGGCAGGGCAAGGAGGAGGCCGUGAAGCAACUUCGCAAGAUGCAGGCCCAGAUGAAGGAGCUGUGGCGGGAGGUGGAGGAGUCGCGCAACUCCCGCGAGGAGAUCUUCGCCCAGAACCGGGAGAGCGACAAGCGCCUUAAAGGGCUGGAGGCGGAGGUGCUGCGGCUGCAAGAGGAACUGGCCGCCUCAGACCGAGCCCGGCGGCAGGCCCAGCAGGAGCGGGAUGAGAUGGCAGAUGAGGUGGCCAACGGCAGCCUUAGCAAGGCAGCCAUUCUGGAAGAGAAGCGUCAGCUGGAGGGGCGCCUGGGGCAAAUGGAGGAGGAGCUGGAGGAGGAGCAGAGCAAUGCCGAGCUGCUCAAUGACCGCUACCGCAAGCUGCUCCUGCAGGUGGAAUCACUGACCACAGAGUUGUCCGCUGAGCGUAGUUUCUCAGCCAAGGCAGAGAGUGGGCGGCAGCAGCUGGAGCGGCAGAUCCAGGAGCUCCGGGGCCGCCUGGGUGAGGAGGACGCUGGGGCGCGGGCCCGUCAGAAGAUGACCAUCGCUGCCCUUGAGUCAAAGUUGGCCCAGGCUGAGGAGCAGCUGGAGCAGGAAAGCAGGGAGCGCAUCCUUUCCGGCAAGCUGGUGCGCAGAGCCGAGAAGCGGCUUAAAGAAGUGGUGCUCCAGGUGGAGGAGGAGCGGAGGGUUGCGGACCAGCUCAGGGACCAGCUGGAGAAGGGGAACCUUCGAGUGAAGCAGCUGAAGCGGCAGCUGGAGGAGGCUGAGGAAGAGGCGUCCAGGGCUCAGGCAGGUCGUCGAAGGCUGCAGCGUGAGCUGGAGGAUGUCACAGAGUCUGCUGAGUCCAUGAACCGUGAAGUGACCACGUUGAGGAACCGGCUCCGACGCGGUCCCCUCACCUUCACCACACGUACUGUGCGCCAGGUCUUCCGACUGGAGGAGGGCGUGGCAUCAGACGAGGAGGCUGAGGAGGCUGAGCCUGGGUCUGGACCACAGCAGCCCCAAGAGCCUGAUGGGCCCUCUGAGGCGCAGCCGCAGUGACCCCGUUUUGCUUCCAGCCAUCAGCCCCUCCCUCCCUGGCCCUGGUGGGUGCUGGUCCCAUGAACCCACCCUGUGGCUUCUUGCACUUUGGAAAUGGCACCACCUGCUGGCACCACAGCACUUAUCAACCCCACCCCAGAGGGUCCCCCGACACCUCCGUGAAGGAACACUGAGGAGUUGAGCCCAGGAGCAGGGAGGCAAGGACCGGGGCUCUCUCACUGGAGUGGGAAUUGAGUGUAGUUGGCACGCUGUGGUCCCAUCCAGCUCCCAUCCUUCCUUCAGUUGUUAAUGGUCUUUAUUAGGAAGGGAGCAUGGCUUCCCUGCGGUCCUCAGCCAGGGCUGCCCAGGGCCCUCUUCCUCAUCCCUCUCCGCCUCCCAGGACUCCAGCAGCCUUUGACUCUUGCAGAGGGGCAGGAUAAGAGAGCCCCUUGUCCCCCUCUUCCCAUGCUCUGCCCUCCCUUCUGGUUGCUAUUGUGUGAUCACAGUUCGGUUAGAGUCCCCUUGCGGGCUGGAGGAGUCUCUCUGACUUCCCAGCCUACAGCUCUGGCAGAAAUAAAUGUCAGCCCUGACUGGA